Messenger RNA from Sorex fumeus (smoky shrew), 3107 nucleotides. It is a transcript of the gene GJA1, whose product is annotated as gap junction protein alpha 1. Gene Ontology annotation, biological process: cell-cell signaling; heart development. NCBI's taxonomy places the organism in Eukaryota, Metazoa, Chordata, Mammalia, Eulipotyphla, Soricidae. The transcript has 2 exons. The coding region runs from base 200 to 1348 and encodes 382 amino acids. Gene Ontology annotation, cellular component: connexin complex. Gene Ontology annotation, molecular function: transmembrane transporter activity. The record is from RefSeq and is a predicted model, not a curated record.
GAAAAAAGCUUUUACGAGGUAUCAGCACUUUUCUUUCAUUAGGGGGUAGGAGUGAGGAAAGUACCAAACAGCAGCAGACUUUUAAACUUGAAACAGACAGGUCUGAGUGCCUGGACUUGCUUUUUCCUUUUACUUCAUCCUCUAAGAAGUUCAAUCACUUGGCGUGCCUACUUAAGAGAAAGAGCUCCUCCCAGGCACCAUGGGAGACUGGAGUGCCUUAGGCAAACUCCUUGACAAAGUCCAAGCCUAUUCCACGGCAGGAGGGAAGGUAUGGCUAUCAGUCCUUUUCAUUUUUCGAAUCCUGCUCCUGGGAACAGCCGUGGAGUCCGCGUGGGGUGAUGAGCAGUCCGCCUUCCGUUGUAACACUCAACAGCCUGGUUGUGAGAACGUCUGCUAUGACAAGUCCUUCCCAAUCUCUCACGUGCGCUUCUGGGUGCUGCAGAUCAUUUUUGUGUCUGUCCCGACGCUUCUGUACUUGGCUCACGUCUUCUAUGUGAUGCGCAAAGAAGAGAAACUCAACAAGAAAGAGGAGGAGCUCAAAGUCGCCCAAACGGACGGAGUCAACGUGGAAAUGCACUUGAAGCAGAUUGAGAUCAAGAAGUUCAAGUAUGGCAUUGAAGAGCACGGCAAGGUGAAGAUGCGCGGAGGCCUGCUGCGCACCUACAUCAUCAGCAUCCUCUUCAAGUCGGUCUUCGAGGUGGCCUUCCUGCUGAUCCAGUGGUACAUCUACGGCUUCAGCCUGAGUGCCGUCUACACUUGCAAAAGAGCACCCUGCCCGCAUCAGGUGGACUGCUUCCUCUCGCGCCCCACGGAGAAGACCAUUUUCAUCAUCUUUAUGCUCGUGGUGUCCCUGGUGUCUCUCGCCUUGAACAUCAUCGAGCUUUUCUACGUCUUCUUCAAGGGUGUGAAGGAUCGCGUGAAGGGAAAAACCGAUAUCUAUCACGCCUCCACUGGCCCGCUGAGCCCCUCCAAAGACUGUGGAUCUCCCAAAUACGCUUAUUUCAACGGCUGCUCCUCACCCACGGCUCCCCUUUCGCCCAUGUCUCCUCCUGGCUACAAGCUGGUUACUGGAGACAGAAACAAUUCUUCCUGCCGCAAUUACAACAAACAAGCAAGUGAGCAAAAUUGGGCUAAUUACAGUGCAGAGCAAAAUCGAAUGGGGCAGGCCGGAAGCACCAUCUCUAACUCCCACGCGCAGCCUUUUGAUUUCCCUGAUGAUAACCAGAAUUCUAAGAAACUAGCUGCUGGGCAUGAACUCCAACCUUUAGCCCUCGUGGACCAGCGGCCUGCCAGCAGAGCCAGUAGUCGAGCCAGUAGCCGUCCUCGACCUGAUGACCUGGAAAUCUAGACCCAGGCCCAAGAGCAUCAAGAUUCCACUGAAUUGUGGAGAAGAAAAGGGUGCUGUAGAAAGUGCACCUUAGGUGUUCGUCUUGUUCCAAGUGGAGGUGGUACUCAACAGCCUUCAUCAGGAGGCUUAGAAAACACAAAGACAAUAGAAUACUUGGGUUCCUUGGGGGUGUUUGGGAUAGGUGGGUGGAGGGGGCGGGGUUAGGGGCGCUAAAUGUUGGUAUUUAAUGUAGUUGAUUCAAAGGACCUAAGUUCUAAAUAAAAGUUGCAUUAGGUGAUACAUAGGUAAGGGCUUUUUUUCUUCUCCCCCCCCCUCCAAUUCUAUCCUUACCCCUAAAAAUAGUUCUUUUUAUGUGAAAGAAUGGGUGAGAUAUGUGGUUAAAUCUACUUCCUUUUUAAUCAAGACACGGAAUAACUUUGGCCAGGAAACAGUGCUUCCUGAGCAUCUUUGGUCUGGGGUGUUGUGGCUUUUGUUUUUGUUUUUGUUUUUAACAUGAAGAAAAAAAGACAGGACUGUCCUUAUGUCCCUGCUAAGACAUUCCAUUGUAAAAGUUUGCACUUUGAAGGCGAGCUUUCCAGGCCUGACCCUCUAGGUGGCAAUGAACAUAUGCUACUACUUUUUAAAAUCUUGGUUAUCAGUUGAAAGUUCUGACAAGGCCCACAGAAAAAAGAUUUUCCUUAAGUUUUUGAAUCUCAGCAGUUUUGUUUUGUUUUUACAUCCACUUGCAUCCUAUUACUGCCAUCACUCUUCCAUCAUUCCUCAACUACUAUUUACAUUCAUCAAAUGGUUUCUAUAAACAUUUUUUAAAUGGUUGGGAUGUCACUUAACAUUUUGAGUUAGUCAGGGAAGUGCAAGCCAUGCUCAAUAUUUAAUAAUCACUUGUACGUGUAUGUGUGUGAAGGGUGUAUUUUAUGUCAUGUAUUGGUACAGUGUAAACUCACAGAUUUGAAAAUAAUGCACACACAGUGUUCAAAUUUGAACUUUUCUCAUGGAUUUUGUGGUGUGGGCCAAUAAAUGGUGUUUACAUUAUGUAAUUCCUGCUGUGCAAGUAAAGCACAUUUUUUUUUCCUAAAUUGUUUUUGCCCCAUGUAUCCUAUUAUGGAUACUGGUUUUAUUAAUCUUUUUUCUUUUUUCAUUUUUAGAAUAUAGCAAUAAUGCUAUUGCUGAAACGAAUGAUUUCCUUUAUGAAAUGUAAUCAUUGAUGCUUGAAUGAUAGAAUUUUAGUACUGUAAACAGGCUUUAGUAAUUAAUGUGAGACUUAGAAGAAAUGCUUAGAAUGGAAUAUUACAUGUGCCUAAAUGAAUUUUUGCAGCAACUGGUAUUCUUGUUUUGUCCUACUUAAUACACAGUAAUUCAGAAUUCAUAUUUUAUUAAGAGUUGACAGUCUUGGGGUGACCAGCAAAUUUGAUGUUUGCACUAAGAUUUUUAUUUGGCAUGCAAGAGAGGUUGAAAGAGGUUUCAGUAGUACACACAUAACUAAUUUAUUUGAAAUAUAUGCUAAAGAAAUUUACCAGUUUCUUCAAAUGCCUUUUUUAAACUCAUCACAGAUGAUUAGUGAAAAUAUAGUGUCAUACUUUUCUUUUUGCAUGUCAGCUACAUAAACAGUUUUGUACCCUGAGAAAUACUAAUUUGUUUGACAUUCCAUGUUAAACUACUGUCAUGUUCGGCUUCAUUGCAUGUAAUGUAGACCUAGUCCAUCAAAUCAUGAGUUCUGGAGAGUGUUCUUUAUUCAAUAAAAUUUUAAUUUAGUAUAAAAAUA